Molecule: messenger RNA, 1335 nt
Organism: Bombyx mori (domestic silkworm)
Lineage: Eukaryota; Metazoa; Arthropoda; Insecta; Lepidoptera; Bombycidae
Product: lactosylceramide 4-alpha-galactosyltransferase-like
Exons: 1
Coding region: 198-887 (229 amino acids)
Biological process (GO): glycosphingolipid biosynthetic process
Molecular function (GO): alpha-1,4-N-acetylgalactosaminyltransferase activity
Source: RefSeq, a predicted model, not a curated record
AACGCGCGUUGGAGGUUGAGUCUAGUCGAGUUAAGCUCGUGUAAACGACUAAAGAUACGGGUGUAACGCACCUGCUAUCAAUGCGAGCGGUAGUUAAAUGUAAAACUUAUCAAACCGACUCAGACACUCAUCAUCGAGCGCUAUCAUAUUUAGUUAGCGUAUAAAAACGACAUCAAAUACACGUGAAUUUAGCUAAAAUGUAUCCAGUGCGAGUGUUAAGGCGUUUUAACUGUUAUGUUAUAUCGCUAUUGUGCCUCGUUUGUGUGACUAUAGUCAUUUUACAUACGGAUGUCGCGUCAGAUUUGUAUUUCUUACAUUGGGAAUCGUUGGAGGACAAUUCGUGUCACUAUCAAGAUUCGAACGAUGAUCUUCCAGUGAUAAGUUCGAGCGUAGAGAUGCCUGAAAAGUCGAUUUUCUUCCACGAGACCUCGUGCAAGUCCGGACUGGAUUCACGGCAGGCUUGCGCCGUGGAAGCAGCGGCCAGAGCUCAUCCAAAAUGGCAGGUCAACGUUUUAAUUUCGGCGCCGAUUAAAGGAUACCAAAGAGGAGGCAGUUUGUCGGUACUUCGAAAAUUUCGUAACGUAAAAUUGUGGCGAUUGAAGAUAUGGGAAUACGCUAAAGGAACGCCGCUACAGGAUAUGGUGUUUAACGGUGCUUUGAACAGGACGCGCUGGAGAAUAUCGCACGCGUCAGAUUUACUCCGUUACCUGAGCUUGUAUAAGUACGGUGGGGUGUAUUUAGACUUGGAUACAGUGGUGGCGAAGACUCUGGACCCCCUACCGAAGAACUGGUCAGCGAGGGAGAGCGAUGAGAUCGUAGCUUCUGGGAUCAUGUCUUUCUCGAGGGACCAUGUCGGUAGAAUGGUCGCCAAUGCUACCAUCAAGUAAGUUAUUAGUUCGUCUUUGAAUAAAAGUUAUAGUAAAUCUAUACUAAUAUAUAAAUCUACAGUGGUUUUUACGGAUGUUCCGUUAUAACUACUGAACCAUGCAUCCGAUUGACUUGAAACUUGGUAUCCGUGUAAAAAAAUACAUAUACUUAAUGGAUAGUCUAAUAUUUAUAUGAGUGUUGGACUCCCUAAUAAUAGUAACAAUAAAUAAUAAUGUUAAUUUUAAAUGCCCAGCGAAGCGGGCGAGUACGGCCAGUUAUUUAUAAAAUCAAAUCAUUUGUAAGAUUGUUUGUUUUUUAGAACUUGUGUGGUGCUCAAUUACUGUCAGUGAUUAAGUUUUUUUUUUAUACAACGUUCUUCAAAUUGCUUCAAUUAAAAGCUAAUUUGAAUACGAAAAAAAAACAAAACAGAAAACAAUUUAUAAUUAAUAUAAUACUUUAAUUUGAACA